AAAUUUAGAAUUUGUCAUCUCCUCAUGCUGUGACUCUGGACCCGGGAAAUCCCCUCGAACAUCCUGUCUCCAUUUCCCCAAGCUCCUCCCUGUCCGCCGCCUAUCGCCUUACGCCUCCCGCUGCCGCUGCCGCUGCCUGGCCGCGCGCGGCAGCCCGCCUCACAGAUCUCUAACCCAUCAUCGGCCACCGCCGCCAGCGACGACGGCUCCAUGACUAUGAUGACCCCUUCCCCCCUCGAGCAGCAGGAGGAGGACGAAGAGAUGCUGGUGGCACACCAGGAGCUCUCCGCCGCAGACUCCGCGCAGCCAAUGGAAGUGGUGGUGCAGACGGAGCCUGCGAAUACGGCGGAGAGCCAAGCACCUGAGGACCCGCAGACGUCCCGGUUCACCUGGACGAUCGAGAACUUCACCAGGCUCAGUGGGAAGAAGCACUACUCGGAUAUGUUCGUCGUUGGCGGAUUUAAAUGGCGUGUGCUAAUUUUUCCCAAGGGAAAUAAUGUGGACCAUCUCUCGAUGUACUUGGAUGUUGCAGACUCGGGGAACCUCCCUUACGGAUGGAGCCGGUAUGCUCAGUUCAGCCUAGCCAUUGUAAACCAGAUCCAUCAGAAGUAUACAGCACGCAAAGAUACUCAACAUCAGUUUAAUGCACGUGAGAGUGACUGGGGUUUCACAUCUUUUAUGCCUCUGAGUGAGCUGUAUGACCCAAGUAGGGGCUAUCUCGUGAAUGAUACUGUUGUUGUUGAAGCUGAGGUUGCUGUUCGCAAAAUGGUUGACUAUUGGACUUAUGACUCGAAAAAGGAAACAGGUUAUGUUGGUCUCAAGAAUCAGGGUGCUACCUGUUAUAUGAACUCUCUUCUGCAAACCCUGUAUCAUAUGCCUUACUUUCGGAAGGCUGUAUAUCAUAUGCCAACUACUGAGAAUGACAUGCCAUCUGGGAGUAUUCCUUUAGCCCUGCAGAGCCUUUUCUACAAGCUCCAGUAUAGCGACAAUAGUGUAGCUACAAAAGAGUUGACUAAAUCUUUCGGGUGGGACACUUAUGAUUCUUUCAUGCAGCAUGAUGUGCAAGAGCUCAACAGAGUUCUAUGCGAGAAACUUGAAGACAAAAUGAAGGGAACUGUUGUGGAAGGAACAAUUGAACAACUAUUUGAAGGCCACCACAUUAAUUACAUCGAGUGCAUUAAUGUUGACUAUAAAUCUAACAGAAAAGAGUCCUUUUAUGAUCUACAACUUGAUGUCAAAGGUUGUCGUGAUGUUUAUGCAUCAUUUGAUAAAUAUGUCGAAGUGGAGCGUCUAGAGGGUGAUAACAAAUACCAGGCUGAACAACAUGGCUUACAGGAUGCAAGAAAGGGCGUACUCUUUCUUGAUUUCCCCCCUGUUUUGCAACUUCAACUGAAGCGUUUCGAAUAUGAUUACAUGCGAGAUACAAUGGUUAAGAUUAAUGACCGUUAUGAGUUCCCGCUACAACUCGAUCUUGAUAAGGAUGAUGGAAAAUAUCUUACUCCAGAUGCAGAUAGAAGUAUUAGGAACCUUUACACUCUCCACAGUGUUCUUGUUCAUAGUGGAGGAGUACAUGGUGGUCACUACUACGCUUUCAUACGACCUACACUCUCAGACCAGUGGUAUAAAUUUGAUGACGAGCGAGUAACAAAAGAAGAUACUAAAAAGGCGCUUGAAGAGCAGUACGGGGGCGAGGAAGAGUUACCUCAAGUUAACCCUGGUUUCAAUAACACCCCAUUUAAGUUCACAAAGUAUUCAAAUGCCUACAUGCUUGUAUAUAUUCGUGAGAGCGACAAGGAGAAAAUAAUGUGUAAUGUUGAUGAGAAGGACAUUGCUGAGCAUUUGAGGAUAAGGUUGAAGAAAGAACAAGAAGAGAAAGAACACAAGAAAAAGGAAAAAGCUGAAGCUCACCUCUACACCAUCAUAAAGGUUGCUCGAGAUGAAGAUUUGAAGGAGCAGAUUGGGAAGAAUAUAUAUUUUGAUCUGGUGGACCAUGAAAAAGUCCGUAAUUUUCGUAUACAGAAACAAUUACCCUUCAAUUCAUUUAAGGAGGAAGUUGCAAAGGAAUACGGGAUUCCGGUACAGUCUCAGCGCUUCUGGUUGUGGGCUAAGAGGCAAAAUCAUACAUACCGGCCCAAUCGUCCACUGUCCCCUCAUGAAGAAGCACAAUCAGUGGGGCAACUUAGGGAGGUGUCAAACAAGGCACACAAUGCUGAGCUGAAGCUAUUUCUUGAAGUAGAGCUAGGAUUGGAUUUGCGCCCAAUUCGUCCUCCCGAGAAGAGCAAGGAAGAUAUUUUACUUUUCUUCAAGCUUUACAAUCCUGAAAAGGAAGAGCUUCGUUUUGUUGGUAGGCUUUUUGUUAAGGCUUUGGGAAAGCCAUCUGAUAUCCUGACAAAACUUAAUGAAAUGGCUGGAUUUUCCCCAAAUGAAGAAAUCGAACUUUAUGAGGAAAUUAAGUUUGAGCCUAAUGUGAUGUGUGAACAUAUUGACAAGAAACUUAGUUUCCGAUCUAGUCAGCUUGAAGAUGGGGACAUAAUCAGUUUCCAAAAGCCAUCUAUACCAGGUGGCGAUACUCAAGUGCGCUAUAAAGAUGUUCCUUCUUUCUUGGAGUAUGUUCAUAAUAGGCAGGUUGUGCACUUCCGGUGUCUGGAGAAACCAAAGGAGGAAGAAUUUUGUUUGGAAUUGUCGAAGCUUCAUACUUAUGAUGAUGUUGUUGAGAGAGUUGCACGCCAACUUGGAUUGGAUGAUCCAUCAAAAAUUCGGCUUACGUCUCACAAUUGCUAUUCUCAGCAACCUAAACCACAGCCCAUCAGAUAUCGUGGAGUAGAGCAUCUAUUGGAUAUGCUUGUCCAUUAUAAUCAGACUUCUGACAUACUGUAUUAUGAAGUCUUGGACAUUCCACUGCCAGAAUUGCAGUGUUUAAAAACACUUAAAGUUGCUUUUCACCAUGCAACGAAAGAUGAGGUUGUAAUUCACAGCAUCAGGCUUUCAAAAAAUAGCACCAUCAGUGAUGUGAUCACUGACUUGAAGACCAAGGUUGAACUAUCCAAUCCUGAUGCUGAGCUCCGCUUGCUUGAAGUUUUCUACCACAAGAUUUAUAAGAUAUUUCCACCUCAUGAGAAGAUAGAGAACAUAAAUGAUCAGUACUGGACACUACGUGCUGAGGAGAUUCCAGAGGAGGAGAAGAAUCUCACUGCACAGGAUCGGUUGAUUCACGUCUAUCAUUUCAUGAAAGAUCCUAAUCAGAAUCAGCAGAUUCAGAAUUUUGGAGAUCCCUUUUUGCUGGUUAUCCGUGAAGGCGAGACCGCUGCAGAGGUAAUGGACCGUGUGCAGAAAAAACUCCGAGUUCCCAAUGAAGAAUUCGCCAAGUGGAAGGCUGCAUUCAUAUCCAUGAAUCGUCCAGAAUACCUCCAGGAUAUUGAUGCUGUGUCUGCACGUUUUCAGAGGAGAGAUGUUUAUGGAGCUUGGGAACAAUACCUUGGCUUGGAGCAUACUGACACAACACCCAAAAGGUCAUACACAGCUAAUCAGAAUCGACACACAUAUGAGAAGCCUGUGAAGAUUUACAAUUGAGAAACCUUCCAUCUGGGCUGCAUGCCCCUGCCCAGACAAAGGCCUCAUCUGAGAAAGUGUGCUAAAGAGGCCAAGUGACCUCAACAGAAGGGAAAUGCUGUCAAAUAUAUGGUCAUUUGUGUGCCAAGGUCUAUACUAGUUGCUACUUGUUGACAGUCAGUCCUGUGGUUGGCAGAAGGAUAUAUUCUUUGAGGCUUUCCGUCUUGCCUGCUCCCUGACAACGAAGCAAGCAUGCUGAUUUCAUUGUCCUGAGUGUGAUAGACCCCACUAGGAUAGAUGUUGCUUUGUUUGUGUAGAGCAAAGCUGGUACAUAAGAAAAAUAUUUUGGUAGGGGCAUGUAUACAUGGUUAUAGCUGAGACUGAUUGCUUUAUUUGCUGCUCCUGUUAUUGGGGCAUUGGAACAAUGGGAUAGACUGUACAAUGCCUUUGUGCCUGGUUCCAGUUUUUGGUAUCCAUUGAGAAGGUAGGCACUAGGCAGUAACUGCAGCAGAAAGUAGCCUUAUGAGUUUCAGCACAGCGUGUGUUCUUGGCAUUGAUUUGAUUCAACCUAGGAGAUGCUGAUGAGUGAUGAUUGUUCUACACUUGCACUAUUUUUCUCUUGCGUUGUAGAAUGAGAACCAAGUAAUUAUUUUGACCCAAUAACUUUCUUUAAAAUCGUUUUUGGAACUUAAAA
This is a messenger RNA of Hordeum vulgare subsp. vulgare (domesticated barley), 4243 nucleotides long. RefSeq names its product ubiquitin C-terminal hydrolase 12-like. The transcript has 32 exons. Gene Ontology annotation, cellular component: nucleus; cytosol. Lineage: Eukaryota; Viridiplantae; Streptophyta; Magnoliopsida; Poales; Poaceae. Gene Ontology annotation, biological process: regulation of protein stability; protein deubiquitination. Gene Ontology annotation, molecular function: protein binding; cysteine-type endopeptidase activity; cysteine-type deubiquitinase activity. The coding region runs from base 211 to 3570 and encodes 1119 amino acids. The record is from RefSeq and is a predicted model, not a curated record.